This is a messenger RNA of Sipha flava (yellow sugarcane aphid), 559 nucleotides long. RefSeq lists its product as uncharacterized. NCBI's taxonomy places the organism in Eukaryota, Metazoa, Arthropoda, Insecta, Hemiptera, Aphididae. Bases 309 to 518 code for a protein of 69 amino acids. The transcript is spliced from 2 exons. The record is from RefSeq and is a predicted model, not a curated record.
GCAAACAAAGACUACCAAUAUUCUGAUCGGCAAACGGUUGGGGAGGGACGCGCAUCUUGAAUAUUUAACGCAGGUAAAACGAAAGCCAGGAAAAUUAUGCCACAAAUUAUUUUGACACACCAAUUAAUAACCGGAAUCGAGAAUACCCACACGUGCUCUAACAUUAAACCCAGUACAGCACUGCCGACGGACUUCAAAAACUUCCUAUUUAAACUUCGGCCCGUCCUUAACACUUAACCAUUCCGACGUAGACACCAUCGACUAAAUCACAAGAUAAAUUCAAACGAAGUCAACAACACGCUAACAACAUGAACCGUAACGCAGCUCUGUUCUUCUUGGUCGUCGUCGUCGUGGUUUUGCUGGCCAUAGCUACUGAAACCGAUGCCGCAUGCAAAUGGCUCGACUGUCAUGCACAUUCGUCAGGAGACUGGUGCAACAUUUUAGGACCCGGAUGGAAAGUGAAAGAUUGGCGCCGGUGCAACGGAUUAUUGGGAAAAUCUGAAAAUUGCUGCAAUUAGUGCAACCACUUUUUUUUUAUUUGAUUUUGAAUGUAAAAAAU